Messenger RNA from Pygocentrus nattereri (red-bellied piranha), 1590 nucleotides. RefSeq names its product 1-phosphatidylinositol 4,5-bisphosphate phosphodiesterase delta-3-A-like. Lineage: Eukaryota; Metazoa; Chordata; Actinopteri; Characiformes; Serrasalmidae. The record is from RefSeq and is a predicted model, not a curated record. Gene Ontology annotation, molecular function: phosphatidylinositol-4,5-bisphosphate phospholipase C activity. Gene Ontology annotation, biological process: lipid metabolic process; intracellular signal transduction. The coding region runs from base 1 to 1590 and encodes 529 amino acids. The transcript is spliced from 9 exons.
AUGAACAAAGACCGUUGUAUUAGUAGAUAUGGGGGAAUAGAAUUAGACUACACCCUAGGCAGCUCCACAGCAUGGACAUUUGAUUUGUGUGACAUCAACUGUGCAGGUCAGAAUUCAUCAUACAGAGGUUACGACGAGUAUAAGUUAACUGAUCAAAUAGCCGCAGGAUUCGAAAAUAUUCCUGUUAUCUCUGCCCUCUUCCCCGUCACCCCCAACAAAAAUGUAGAUCGCAUCAAUUACGUUAAUUACCAGGUCAUGCGCCUCGUCAAUUUAACUAAGGUAGCCGUUGAGGGCCUCAGCGCACAGCUCUCAGCCACAUCUUUGAUGACUAUACAAAAUAGAAUGGCCCUAGACAUGCUUUUGGCGGAAACGGGAGCUGUCUGUCACAUCUUUGGUGAUAUGUGUUGUACAUUCAUCCCCAACAACGCCGCCCCGGAUGGGUCAGUUACUAAAGCCCUAGAAGGCCUCAAAGCUCUCUCUAAAGAAAUGCAUGACAACUUCAUCACGGGAUGGACGUUAGCAGAGAGAUUCAUCACCUCGAUGUUUCACAAACAGGAACUAAAGGGGACUAUUAUAAUGCUUCUACUGGGAAAGGGACAUGAUAGUGAGGAUGAAGGCGACGACAAUGAUGAGGCAGCAGAUAUUACACUUAACCUGGGGGGCACGGAAUACGCCUCUCCAUAUCCUCUGAUUCUCUCUCUGGAGAACCACUGUUCAGUGGAGCAGCAGACCAUCAUGGCCAGGCAGCUGCGCUCCAUCCUGGGAGACAAACUGCUCACAAAGCCCCUCAACGACCAGCUCUCUGAGAGCCUGCCCUCACCCGAGGACACUCUGAGAAGACGGGUGCUCUUGGGGCUGCUCUCUAAAUUGGAACCGGGGCUCAAAAGAGUACCUUUGGAUUUGGAUUACAUGGAAUUUACAUGGACAUCAUUUUUACAGCAUAACAGUCAGCAUCUGAGCAGGACCUACCCAUCUGGUCAACGCCUGCAAUCAUCCAACUACAACCCUCAGGACAUGUGGAAUGUCGGUUGCCAGAUUGUGGCUCUGAACUUCCAGACUGACGGGGAACAGAUGGAUCUAAAUCGGGGAUGUUUCUUACCCAACGGUCACUGUGGUUAUGUAUUAAAGCCCAGCUUCCUGUGCCAGCCGGACACAGGUGGAGGACCAGGACACAACCCCACUCUCCUCACCAUUAAGGUCAUCUCAGGCCAGCAGCUGCCAGGCACAGAGAAACUGAAAUCCAUUGUAGAUCCUAUGGUGUGGGUGGAGACCCAUGGGGCUCCCAUAGACAACAACAAGAAAAAGACACACCGAAUCGACAAUAAUGGCUUUAGCCCCAGGUGGGACUGCACCAUAGAGUUUCUGUUGCAUGCACCUGAGCUGGUCCUGGUUUGCUUUGUGGUGGUGGACCACAAUCACACUUCCAGGAAUGAUUUCCUGGGCCAGUUUACACUGCCUUUCACCAGCAUGUGUACAGUUUACAGGCACGUGCGGCUACUGAAGGCUGACGGUUCCAGUCUCUCUCCUGCCAGCCUCUUCAUUCAUGUGAAGGUCACACCUAAUUACAGCAGCUCUGAGCGUGCAGCAUAA